Emiliania huxleyi CCMP1516 is the source of this 1281-nucleotide messenger RNA. RefSeq lists its product as hypothetical. The annotation marks the transcript as partial. The transcript is spliced from 2 exons. NCBI's taxonomy places the organism in Eukaryota, Haptophyta, Isochrysidales, Noelaerhabdaceae. The record is from RefSeq and is a predicted model, not a curated record.
AUGAGCGCGUCCAUCUCGACGUCCGCGUUCUCCUUCUCGCCGCCGCCGCCGGCGAGCGGCUUGCGCCGGCGCCGGCGGCCGGACGCCGCCGCCGGCGCAGGUGCGGGCGGAGUCGCGCGCCCCGUCUCGUUGUCGGGCGACUCCUCGCCGCCGGCGGCGUCGGGUGCGGCGACGUCGGCCUGCGAGUCGCGAGGGCGGCCUGCACCGGCGGCGGUCCGCAACGUCUCGCGGCGCGCCGCCAGCCACGCCGUGAACUCAUGGGCGAUGUCGCUGUCGUCGGGCGGCUGGUACAAGCUCGGCUGGAUGUGGUCCAUGAAGGCCUCCAUCUCGGCCGCGGUCACGUCGUCGGGCGCGUCGACGGGCUGCAAGGCCGUGGACCGCACGGCGGGGCGGCUGCGCCAGGACUGGCGCGUCGCUGACGACGAGCCGAAGCAAAAAGGGCUGCACGACGGCAAGCCCGGCUGCAUUCUCGCGCCGGGACGGCGAUCCUGGAAGCGAGCGACGGAGAAGCGGGGCUGUCGACGCAUGGCAGCGGCAGCGAUCGUCGGCUGGUGGGCCUCCCGCGCGAACACCUCGGCGACCGAGGACGGCGCGGCCGCCGCGGCGGCUGCGGCGGAGAGCUCAUACGCCUACGAGGUGCCGGGCCGGCCUGGUGCCGCCGCAGCAUUCUACCCUCAGUGCUCCGGCUGCUUCAGCGACUGCACCGCCAAGACGCUGAACGACGAGGUCGUGCAGCUGGGGUGCUGGGACAUCUGCUGCGUCGAGCGCGCGGCCUCGGGCCUCGAGGCUUCGGGGCUCGGGCUCGGCGUCAACGCACUCACAGGCAGCAUAGGGCUGGCGGGCGCAGCGUCCACGACGCUGCUUCCGGGCGCAGCGCUAGUGAACGGGCUCGCCCAGGCGGGAGGACCGCUCGCGCAGAUGAACCCGCUCGCACGGCCGUGCCCCGGAUUCGAGGCCACGUCCCGCUCCUGCCAGAGCGCCUGCAUCUCUUCCUACAUGGCGGUCGCCUGGAACGGCUGCUGGGACCACUGCUGCACCGCUCCGCCGUCGCCGCCGCAGCCGCCGUCGCCGCCGCCGGCGGCGCCGCCGCCUCCGCCAACGCCUCCUCCGCCGCCCUCCCAGCCGUGGCCGCCCUUUGCACCCGCCAUUGACCUCGCGGACGUGCAGUGGGCCGUCUCCUCCGGCUUCAGCUCGGCGAGCAGCCUCGUCAACAGCAGCACCAACAUCGGGUUCGGGGCUUGGCGAGGCUGCCAUCGGCACGCUCUCAAACUACGACUGGAG